CCCAUCCUGUGGUGGCUAACCAUAGGGAGGAGAUUAAGGUCCGUCCCAUCUGCACGGUGGGAACACAAGACAAGCAGAGCUCGAUCAACGACUGAAGGUUAAGCUCAUCGACUCCGAUGCCAGGUAUCUGAGUCAGAGUGCAUGUAAGAAGAACAAGAUUAUGGGGACAUGAAGGCUCGUCCUAGCCGCCAGCCGGAGAUAUAGGGUACUAUGGCGAGCAAUUUACAGAACAAAAGUCCACUCACAAGGGAGUUUCGACUCGAGUUCUUACAAAGUAUUACGAAUAAUUUUUCUGACGACCGUAUAAUUGGCAAGGGUGGGUUUGGAGUAGUUUACAAGGGAGUAUUGAACAAUGGGGAAGAGAUUGCCCUGAAGAAGCUUAAUCACACAGGGCUUGACGACAAGGAAUUUACAAAUGAGUUCAAUAACAUUAUUAGGGCUCAUCAUCAAAACAUUGUACAGUUUGCUGGCUAUUGCUACCAUCCAGGUACUAGCUGGAUAAUGCACGAUGGACAAUAUAUCUUUGCUCAUGAGCCAAUAAGAAUUCUUUGCUUUGAAUAUUUGCACGGUGGAAACCUUGAGAGUCUCCUUUCUGAUGAGCAGCCAUGCAGACCUGAUUGGCAGACAUGUUACAAAAUAAUUAAGGGAGUCAGUCAGGGUUUGAAUUAUCUUCAUAAUGCACAUGAAGAAUCUAUUUAUCAUCUAGACUUAAAGCCGGCCAAUGUAUUGCUGGACAAGAAUAUGAUUCCGAAAAUUGGAGAUUUUGGUAUAUCAAGAAUCUUCUCAUUAACAAAAACCAUUACCACUGCAACACGAAUGAUGGGGACACUGGGAUACAUGCCACCAGAAUAUAUCAACAAACAAGAAAUCUCACCAAAAUAUGACGUGUUCAGUUUGGGUGCCGUAGUCAUACAAAUAAUGGCUGGACGCCAGAGGUACCGCGAUUGUGGAAGUAUUUCAAAUGAGAAAAUCAUUGAGCUUGUAUGUGAGAAAUGGCGAAAGCUACAUCCAACAAUGUCGUCACACACAUGGCUAGAAAUCCAGACAUGCAUCGAAAUAGCAUUAAGAUGUUUGGAGGAUGACCAAGAUAAACGACCGACUAUAAAAGAGAUUGUCGGUGAACUUAAUAGGAUUGGUAUUGAAACGCUGUCACUUUCAAACGAGGCUACAAACUUACAAAGUAGGGAGGCCUUGGCCUAUAACCACCACAACAACUCAGCUUCUAUCGGGGUACAUGAAAACAACAAUUGGUUCGAAUCCCGUGCCGAGCCCAUGGAUUGUGAACAUGAGUCCAUCAUGAGGAACCCCAAGAUCCAUGCUAUUGGAGGGCGUGAAGAUGUGACCAGGGCCGAUAAUUGCGAUGGCUUCCAGAACUCGAAUAUCAGGGAGAAAGGAAGUGUUCAUACUUCUGCCAUCAUCAUGGAUAUAAUGAACAACAAUACUUCAGUUGGCACUCUUGAGGAAAGGUAUCAAAAUGAUCUACUUCAGUUGCAAAGUGGCUUGGAAUUCCUGAGUGAUACUCUUCCUGCAAAGCAUGACCUCAUCGAUCGAGCAGAGUGGAGAAGCCACAAGGAUAGUGUGGCGAUCCUCCUUCCAAAGCUCAAGGAUGCAGUCUACGAUGCUGAAGACCUUCUUGAUGAUCUCAGAUGGUACAGCCAUAAGGUGAUAGUGGAAGGCAAUGCGAACAAAUUAUCUAUUACUGGCUUCUUUAGUAGCUUCAGCAAAGUGAAUGAUAUCGAUAAAAGGUUGGUUAAUAUUUCCGAAUGCCUAGAGAAAAUGGGGUUGGGUGAAGCGACACCACGGUUUGACAAAUCAGUCAGGCCAGAGACUACCUCAUUUUGCAAUGAAACAAAAAUAUUUGGUCGUGAUGUGCUGCUAAAGAAGAUGAUGAGAUUGCUCAAUGUGCCUACAAAUAGUAGCGCUGGUUCAAAACGCAAGUGGAAACCUAGUGCAGAUGGUGCGUCAACAAGCAAUCAAGUUAGUAAUGAAUCAAGAUUAGCUGAUCUUCCAGUUUUACCAUUAGUUGGAAUCGGGGGUGUUGGAAAGACCACUUUGGCCCAGCAUAUCUGUAGUCAUCCACUAGUGAAGUCUCACUUCAAAAUAAUAAUUUGGAUUUGUGUUUCGGAUGAUUUUGAUGUGAAGAGGUUAACAAAAGAGGCUAUAGAAUCCUGUACAGGUAAAAAGACAAAAACUGACAAUCUAAAUUCUCUUCAGAUUGUUCUUUCUGGCACACUGAGCAAUGAAAGGUUCUUGAUUGUCCUCGAUGAUAUGUGGGAUAAUGCUCUGAAGGAAGAUGGCAUGUGCUGGAAAAAGUUUUGUGCACCAUUAAAAAAUGUGCUACAAGGAAGUAUGAUGUUGGUCACCACUAGAUCACAAAAGGUUUCUGAGUUAGUGCACACUAUGGAACCUAUUAUAUUGGAAGGAUUAAAGGAUGAUGUCUUCUGGAAUUUCUUCAAACUAUGUGUGUUUGGGUCUGAGAGUUCGAAUGAUUUUCCAGAUUUGGAAGACAUUGGUAGAGAGAUACUUCCAAAGUUGAAGGGCUCUCCUUUAGCUGCUAAAACUCUUGGACGCAUGCUACAGAGUGACCUUCAUACAUCACACUGGAAUAGUAUACUAGACAGUGAAUUGUGGGCGUUGGACCAAGAGGCAACUGAUAUUGUGCCAGCUCUUCGAUUGAGCUACAUGUAUUUACCGUUCCACUUGAAGAAAUGUUUCUCAUUUUGUGCUGUGUACCCCAAAGAUAAGCAGUUUGAAAAGGACAGCUUAGCUGAAAUUUGGGCGGCAGAAGGCUUUGUGAAACGCCAGGGUGUUAUUCCCGUUCAAGAUAUUGGAUGUCAAUACUUCAAUGACCUUUUAAAUCGGCCAUUCUUUCAAAAAGUUCAAGGUAAAUACGUAAUCCAUGACUUGUUGCAUGAUAUGGCACAGAAAGUUUCAGAGGAUGAUUGUUACAUUGUGAAGAAGAAGGAUGACUUUAGAAGAAUUCCUCCAAAUGUCCGCCAUCUGUCAAUACUAUCUAGCAAUGACAUCGACAAUUCUGACUUGUCGAUCCUCUGCCGGUAGAAAAAGCUUCGUACC
Triticum aestivum (bread wheat) is the source of this 3075-nucleotide messenger RNA. RefSeq lists its product as uncharacterized. Gene Ontology annotation, biological process: protein phosphorylation. Gene Ontology annotation, molecular function: protein kinase activity; ADP binding; ATP binding. NCBI's taxonomy places the organism in Eukaryota, Viridiplantae, Streptophyta, Magnoliopsida, Poales, Poaceae. Bases 211 to 3060 code for a protein of 949 amino acids. The record is from RefSeq and is a predicted model, not a curated record. The transcript has 10 exons.